AUGUCUUACAAAGCAACAAUGGAAUUCGGGCUACAUUUGCACGAAUUCAAUAAUGUAGAUCUUUUCUAAUAGGGACUUUAUUAUUUAAGAAUGUCUUUGCAUCACAUUGACUCUAAAGGAAGGAAAAUAUUUGCCUAGCCAUAUAAUUUAGUUUAAUGUGAAGAAAAUCCAUAGAUCGCAGUUAAAUAAGAUAAAAAAUCAAAGGGAUUUGUUAGAUAAUUUGGAGAUGGCCAAAUAGAAGAUGAAACAUUUUCAUUUUGCACCCAAAAAUUCCCUAUCAGAUUUUGUGAAGAAACAGUUCCAUUGAAUUUAAUGUGUUUCUGGAGAUCUGAAGUUGAUGCUUAUCCAUAAUAUCAAAACAAUUAGUUUAUUUUAACAUGUGAGCUUAUGUGUGCAGAUUUUUCAAUGAUGGGUUAGUGCUAAAAUAAUCAGGAAAACGCAUUCAAAUAAGUCAGUCUAUUUGAGUGUUAAGUUAACAACAGCUCAUUUGGAAUUCACGAAUAUAUUCCUAUUUAAUUCAGUGGCCAUCAUUAUUGCUAAGCAGAAGCUACUUUCCACACCGUUUUGCUUGAUUUCAAAUUUAGACUUAGUGACUACUAACUAGAACUCAUGUCAAACAACCCUAACAAUAAAACAUAAGAAAAUGCUAUAGGAAAUUCUCUCCUGAUUCAGCCCAGCAGUUUCUUGGAGUUCCUCAAUAAAAUUACUUACAGAUUUAAAUAAGAGUAUGUCUAAUAAUUCUUUGAAUACUAUGUUAUUGGAUUGAGAAAAAGCUAUUAAAAUUUAAAGAAGGUUUUAGUUUAGGUUUUAGAUGCUUUUCCAGAGCUAAAAAGAGUUUCUGCCACAUUAUAAGAACCUAUUUUAGAGCUUCCUUACCCAGAAUUGCCUUCCUAAAAUAAAAUAUUCUCUUAACCUAAAGGAAUAACCCCUAUUCUUUCAUAAAAUAAAGGCUUUUAACAAGCUUAAAACAACCAAUAUCCCUAAUCUUAAAACGGUAUAAAUGUAUUAUCAUAUCAAUCAAUCAGUUAAUCAGGAGUUUCAACCUAACUUUCUUCUUAGCACUAAAGAUAACCUAUUUAUUAGCAAUAACAACCUCAAUUUUAACAAAUUUAAUAAAAUAAUAAUGCCAUCACUUAAGCUCUUGGAAUUAGCUCUAGCAAUCAUAUAAAUUAAAGUAGAUCAAUUCAGUAACAACCUUCACUUGACAAAGAAAUUCCUCAAAUUGCUAAAUUUUAUAACCUUAACGACUUUAAAUAAAUGGACUUAUUUUCUAAAUUUGUACUUUCAGAUAUGAAUAUAGUAUCAGGAAACAUAUUUUAAUUAUGGAAUAAGCUAAUUGAAUUACUCAGAAUUGAUGGUGAUCGCUCAAUAAAUUACUUAAAAAAACCUUACAUUUUAACAAUGAAAGAAAAAUGGGGAGAAGGUGUAAGUAGAGAUUAGUUCCCUCAUGACAUUACCUAGCCUAAAGAAAAGAAAACUGGCAAAUAAAACGAAAUAACUUCAAAUAUUUUGAGAUAAAAACUUGAAUUAAUGAUUGAACAUAACUCGGAACCUUUGAAUUUAGUUGAUUUAAAUUUAAUACCAUAAACAGACUUAAGACCUUUUUUGCUUGAAGAAAUAUAUAUUAACCCAUAUAAGAAAAUAAAUCCAUAGCAAAUUGAUAACAAGAAAUCUCACGUUAUUGUAUUGUGUCAUGGAUUUUAAGGAAACUAUUUCGACAUGAGAUUGGUUAAAAAUAAUUUAUAUUUAAUGUACCCUGAUGCUCUGUUUUUGAGCUCAAAGUCAAAUGAAGAAUUUACAAACGGAAAUAUAGCAGAUAUGGGAAAGAGAUUGUCUAUAGAAGUAACUUAAUACAUCAAAGAGUGGUGUCCUGGUGACACUCUUGGAAGACUAAGUUUUAUAGGUCAUUCUCUUGGUGGAGUUAUAAUUAGAGCAGCACUUCCUCAUCUCUCCGAAUAUAGUGAUAAAAUGUUUUUAUAUAUGUCUCUUUCUUCACCUCAUUUAGGUUAUAUGUAUAACUCAUCUAAGUUAAUAGAAGCAGGUAUUUGGUUCUUAAAGACAACUAGAAAGAGUGAGUGCUUAACAUAACUUCAUAUGAGUGAUGCAGAGUAAUUAGCAGAUUGUUAUUUAUAUAAAUUAACCAACUUACCUGGAUUGAAUUGGUUUAGAAAUAUAGCUUUGCUAAGCUCAUAUUAAGAUUAAUAUGUACCUUUUGAAUCAGCAAGAAUAUAAAAAUGUGAUGAAGCAUCUAAUGAAAAUUAGAAAGGAAGAAUUUAUAACUCAAUGGUAGAUAAUUUGUUAGGUCAGUUGAGAACAGACAGAAUUCAUAGAAUAGAUGUUAACUUUAAAAUAAAAGAUAAUAAAACAAUCAAGAAAACUAUUGAUAACAUGAUAGGCAGAUCCGCUCAUAUUUAAUUCCUCGAAAGUGAUGCGUUAGCAAAAACCCUCGUUUAUUGUUUUGAUCAUCUUUUCUAAUGA
Tetrahymena thermophila SB210 is the source of this 2478-nucleotide messenger RNA. RefSeq names its product serine esterase, putative. The record is from RefSeq and is a predicted model, not a curated record. Lineage: Eukaryota; Ciliophora; Oligohymenophorea; Hymenostomatida; Tetrahymenidae. The transcript has 14 exons.